Messenger RNA from Somion occarium, 1587 nucleotides. The record is from the annotation of a GenBank genome assembly. NCBI's taxonomy places the organism in Eukaryota, Fungi, Basidiomycota, Agaricomycetes, Polyporales, Cerrenaceae.
GUUGGAGUUAGAGCAUUCCGCUAUAUACUUACUACCACCCUGGAUGUUGGCCAUGCUUGCAUACAUCCAUCGAUUCUAAGGAAUCCUGGCCUGUGUGCGACAGGAUCGUUUACAUUUGAAUCUCCCUAGAUCACUAUGCAUAGCCCUUCGACAUCAAGUGCGCCUUGGAGCAGCGUUUCCGACGUCAUUGUGGCCUUGCGGAAGCAUCGAUUCUGAAGUCUAAAAGCGCGUCUUGAAGAUAGCCAUAAUGUGGUGAAUUGUACCUCGAUAUGCAUACCAUGUUAUCCUUCCUACUUCCGGGUUGGCUGCUAUCUGGAUUCUACAUUUUCUGUAUCACACUUGUCGUUCUCACCUCGUACAUCUUGCAUCAACGACUCGCUGGACAUUCUCUCGCAAUAGGCCGAAUAUCACUCCCCAAACUCGCUCUCUAUGACGUAAAGUAUUCUGGCGUUCUCUAUGGUGGAACGUAUCACUUCACGUUCACCGCCGAAUCAAUCUCUUUUUGUUUCCACAUCCCAACACCCACAUUACCCCAAUGGUUUACAUUCACCUCAGAGGGAAUCUUUUACACCUCUGACACGAGUGAUAUAUCCACUGAUAACCUCUCGGCCACGUUAUGGAUCUUCCCUGUCCUCUUUCGACAAACCGCAGGCCCAUGGUGUAACGUCCAAAUGGACGGGCUGAAACUUCGGGUACAAAAUGGAAAAUCUACGCCAUACUUAAUCAAGAGACUCAGAGAGAACUUGGUUGGUGCCAUCGUGUGUGGAGAGAUCUUUAGGAUGGACGACUUUGGGACCAAGGUGUCGUUCAUGGGUCUUACUGAGAGUGCUGUCGAGGAAGGCGAUGAGAUGACCGGCCCCAAGACCAAGGUGCCGGAGGGGGAAACCGUAGACUGCAUUGGUUCUCCGGAAGGUAAGCUUCAGGAUGGUCCUCCACGGAUGGAGAAGAACCUACCUCAGAGUUUCCUUCCGAGCGACGAGGACGAGUUGCGGAUCUCUGCUUUCGUCCGAGGAUUACACCUUUACAAUACCGAAGGCCACGUAUACACCUUUGGUUCCGUCGAUGCUCAAUUCCGGAGGAACUGGACUGCAGAUCGAGGGUCUUUCGUAAUGAUUGCCAAAGAGUGUCGUUGGAUAAGAGUUCAUUGGCCAUAUCAAAGAAUAAAGGUCAUUCCUAGUUGGAUGCAACUUUUAUCAGCAGUCGUUCAGUUUCCCCGUGAUCUAGUGCACGCUUUGCAUUACCCUAUGACCGCCGUCAAUCUAUACGUUACUGAACUCGACAUCACCUUCGACGAAUUCCGGAUUCGCGACGCAGAGUUAGUCACGCAGGCGAUGUCCCUUCUGCAAGAGCGGAUGCACCUACGUGACAUACAUUGGCAGGACGUAUUGGCUGAUGCCCUUGCAGAAGCCAUACUAGGAACCUGCACAUGAACCCCGAGUGAACACACGAAACAUGCGGGACCGGGCUAUUUAUGUUAAGUAUCCAUGGACACUCUGCUUCAGAUGGACUUUAGGAGGCGGCAGAUUGUAGACUCGAGUACAUAGGUAGAAAUACAACGCAAUUGAUACACGGAACAAUGAACGACAU